Messenger RNA from Dioszegia hungarica, 1344 nucleotides. RefSeq lists its product as uncharacterized. Lineage: Eukaryota; Fungi; Basidiomycota; Tremellomycetes; Tremellales; Bulleribasidiaceae. The record is from RefSeq and is a predicted model, not a curated record. The transcript has 9 exons. Bases 1 to 1344 code for a protein of 447 amino acids.
AUGGAGUUCCAGGCAAAAGAUCUGCUCCUGCUCGUUUGGGUUCAUGGAUUCAAAGGGACCGAUGUUACCUUCGAGGCAUUCCCAGAGCGCGUAUGCCAUCUUCUGAGGGCGACGCACCCUACUUUACGCGUGGAGAGUAGGGUGUUCCCAGCGUAUGAGACCCGAGGAGAGCUUAAAGCCGCCACCCUUGCUUUCGUAGACUGGCUGACAACCCUCGUUGUCCAGCUUGAGGUGGACCAUGGAGCCGGCGGAGGCGCGGGCAAGGCCAAGAUAGUGCUCAUGGGUCACUCCAUGGGCGGAUUGCUUAUCGCUGAUGCUGCACGAGACAUCGCUGCGAACACCAGGGAAGGGGACACGAUGUGGCCCAAGGUCGUCGCGCUCUGUGCUUUCGAUACACCUUACCUCGGCCUGCACCCUCACGUUUUCAAACAUGGCAUAUCGACCGCUGCGGGGUACUACGAGACCGCUCGUACAGUUGCCAAUACGAUCGGCUUCAUAUCCCCAGCGGUCCUAGGCUUGGGAAUGGGCAAGUUCGGGUCUUCCUCGAACUCCGCUAGUACUUCUAAAGGCGCAUCACCUACCGCUUCCGGCUCAACCACCCCGCCGAUGAAAUCAUCCUCAUCCAAGCCUGUAUCGCGUACUGCAACUCCUCCGGCCUCCUCAUCGACUACCACCUCCACAUCCACCGAAAAAACCACAGCAACAAAGUCCUGGCUACCGUCCAUGCCCGCCAUGCCCGCUGUCACUCCCAAGACAUGGUACGGCUUCGGCGCGGCUGCUCUUGGGGCAGCCGCAAUGGGCACAGCUUACUACCGGCGGGAAGACUUCGUCAAUGGUUGGAAGUGGGGCGCGGAGCACAUGACGUUCGUGGGCAAGUUAUGGGAUCAGGAGGAGAUGAAUGCUCGGCUGGACGCGAUCGAUCAGUUGGACAAGAAGUACGGGAUACGAUUUUGGAACUACUACACCCACCUCCCACCCAAACCACCCGCCCACCUCGUUACACGCACAUUCACGAUCCUUCCUCCUCCUUCCCACUCUACGUUCUCUCGCUGGGUACCCGCGACGAACCACCUAGCGACCGACGAGGCGAACGCGCACAUGUACAUGUUUAACGGGAAGACGAAUGAUGGGUUCUACGAUAUGGGGCUGGCGGUUGUACGUGGGAUCGGGGAGAGGGUGGAGGAGGAGGGCGUGGUGAGGGGUGGGCCGGGGCCGGGGUUUUGUGAUGCGGAUGAGAAGAUGGAAGUGGAUGAGGAGGAAAAGAUAGAGGCGGGUCCUGGAGAGGAGAGAGACGGAGCGGGUAUACCGGGAUUGGAAGGGGAAAAGGGGGCCUGGGGGAGAUAG